Drosophila montana is the source of this 1535-nucleotide messenger RNA. RefSeq names its product yippee (gene Yippee). Gene Ontology annotation, cellular component: ubiquitin ligase complex. NCBI's taxonomy places the organism in Eukaryota, Metazoa, Arthropoda, Insecta, Diptera, Drosophilidae. The transcript is spliced from 4 exons. The record is from RefSeq and is a predicted model, not a curated record. Bases 313 to 678 code for a protein of 121 amino acids.
UGGAUUUUUUGUUGUCACAGGCGUCGUAAUUGGCGAGUUGUGUUCUAAAUCAAAGUCAGCGAGAGUUCCCUGUGUUGCUUCUUGUGCUGCUUGUAGAAUUUUUAGUGUAUUUUUGUACGUUUUUGUAUCUGGUUGCGCCACAGCAAAGUUUCAAACAGCUCAUCUGCAAACAAAGAAACGCACACACACAACACACACGCAAACACUGCAAUUAAAAGCAGGUAAACGAGCGCAAAGGGAAACGGAAGCGCACAGACAGUGACAAUAGAAGUGUUCUGAUAAAAAACAAAUAUAUAAAGUACACGAACAACUAUGGGCCGCAUCUUUCUGGAGCACCUUGGCGGCCUCAAGCUGUUCAACUGCGCCCAAUGUCACACCAAUUUGACCAAUCGCAGCCAAUUAAUCAGCACACGCUUUACUGGCGCCACGGGACGGGCUUAUCUGUUUAAGCGCGUGGUCAACUUGACAUUCAGCGCCAUUCAGGAGCGUGUGAUGCUCACGGGCCGUCAUAUGGUGCGCGAUGUUAUGUGCAAGAACUGUGGCGCCAAGCUCGGCUGGAUGUAUGAGUUUGCCACCGAGGAGACGCAAAAAUACAAAGAGGGUCGCGUCAUUCUCGAAUAUGCGCUGAUCAAUGAGGCAGAGGGCUUCCCAUCGGAGGCGGGCGGCACCAGCCACUGAACACAUGAGUGUAGCUGCAGCUCCAGGCCAAUAAAGCGUGUGUAGCCCUAAGUAUUGAAUAGCAAGCCGCAGGCGAUGGCUUGCUUCUAUAGGAUAUGUAAUAAUGUAAUGAUCGCCAUGGUCCUUGCGUAUGUGCAUCGACAACUGGCUAGCAGCGCUCGCAAUGUGCGUAUAUUUAGUGUGUGUAGCUAGAUAUAUAAUCAUGUCGAGUUCGUUAACGUAUAAUUACAGACCCUGUCAGCGUUACUUAAACGUAGUUUUAGACAUUAGCACAUAAGCAGCUAUGCGGCGCCCAAUUCUAAAAAUACUAUUUAUGAGGCUGAACUGCUAAAACACUCCCACCUCCUUCUCCCUUCGUUGCUGUGUGGCACAACGGAACUAAUCUAACGCCAAAUUUGUCCCUUUUUUUUUUGUAACUUGCAAUUAUCAUAAGGAACACAUAUGUAUGUGUGUGUGCCUCUUCAACAACUUCAUAAAUUAAUAAAAUAAGAGAUCUCUAGUUAUCUUUAUAAAUCUCAUCAAAGUCAAUAAUUGUUUUUCUCAGACUGAUAAACGCGUAAGAACAUGUGCACGAAACAGAAGUAGAUGCUAAAGUUAGUAAAAGAGAAAGACAGACAGAGAGAGAAGAGAGAGAGAGAGAGAGAGCAAGUGGACGAGUGCGUGUCAGAGUAAAGCACAAAUGUGCAUGACUGUAACUGGGCCACAGUACGUUUAAAAUGGGUCUAGUUAUAAGCGAUCAGGCUAACUUUUAAAUAAUGACUAUGGCUUCAGAUCUGCAGAGACUUGAGACUGCCCUAACAUCUAUCCAGGACAGCAGCAAUAAACAAGUACAUUAUGUAUACGACUAACAAGCGUAA